Messenger RNA from Pseudopipra pipra, 1381 nucleotides. It is a transcript of the gene PDCD5, whose product is annotated as programmed cell death 5. The coding region runs from base 59 to 439 and encodes 126 amino acids. The record is from RefSeq and is a predicted model, not a curated record. Gene Ontology annotation, molecular function: DNA binding. Gene Ontology annotation, cellular component: nucleus; cytosol. The transcript is spliced from 6 exons. Lineage: Eukaryota; Metazoa; Chordata; Aves; Passeriformes; Pipridae.
GGCGCGGGCGCCGCGCUCGGCGGGGGAUUGCUCGGGCCUGGGCGGGCCUGGCUCAGCAAUGGCGGACGAGGAGCUGGAGGCGCUGAGGGCCCGGAGGAUGGGAGAGAUCAGAGCUGAGCACGGGGAGCCUCCUGGUGAUCCAUCGCAACAGGAGGCAAAACAGAGGGAAGCAGAGAUAAGAAAUACUAUUUUAGCCCAAGUUCUUGAUCAAGCAGCCCGUGCAAGAUUAAGCAAUUUAGCACUUGUGAAACCAGACAAAGCAAAAGCAGUAGAGAAUUAUCUUAUACAGAUGGCAAGAUUUGGACAGCUAGCUGGAAAGGUAUCAGAACAAGGUUUGAUAGAAAUACUUGAAAAAGUGAGUCAGCAAACAGAAAAGAAAACAACAGUGAAGUUCAACAGAAGGAGAGUACUGGAUUCUGAUGAGGAGGACGAUUAUUGAUACCACUGUAAGGCUGCCAAACAAACGCCUGGAGAAAGGCAACUUGCUGUUAUCGGGCAGAACGCAAGACCUGAACAUGUUUACGCUUCUUCACUUUUUUUUUUAUUAUUAUUAUUAUUAUAAAAGGCCAACAAAUGAACUUGUAAAAUAAAUUUGAGAAGGGGGAUUUUAUAACUUACAUUUUUGUAGUCUCAGAGUCCCGAGCAGUGCGAGGUUCCCCACGGCUUCAUGAGCAUGAAUGUUUUGUUGCCCCUUUCUCAGUGUGUAAGCUCUGCUUUCAGCCACUGCACACACUUAACUUGCUGCUGGUGGAGAUACCAAACAUAGCAGGAGCCAAGUGAGAAGCUGGGAACAGCCACUCUCCAGGAGUUUAAAAUCUUGCCUCCAAGUCCCUGAAGUGUUAGAAAGGAGAUUUCCUGAGCCCCUGAAGGACCCCUGUCGAGCCAUUCCAUGGCUCUCAACUCCUUAGUAGAAAUUUAAAAAUAAAGUGAAGGCAUCAAAUAGUGUUUGGAUCAGGGGACUCCAUAUCAGGCAGUCUGUGUAAAGAAAUGGUAACAGCAAACAGCUGAACCACUGCUCCCUGAAGUUAUUGGGCUAUCUCCAAAAAAGCAAGUUAACUGUGUAACAGCACUGUUCAGACACUUGGUAUCGUAGGUUCUUAAAACUACCUCCACUUUUAUCAAAUGGCUGGAGUGUUUCUUACUGGAAAAAAAAAAAAAAAAGACCAUUUUCCUAAACUUUCUGCAACUCCUGCAUGCAUAAAUUAAAACUGAACUUGUGCUACACUUUUAUUCAAAAAUAUGGUUAUGGAGGUUAGUAGGAUAAAUACUGUAAUGUGUUGAUAAACACUCUUCCACCACAGACCCCUUAUCUGACAUAACAGGAUCAUGUAUGAUUCCACCUGCAGUGUUUUUUGGAACAGAAUAAAAUUAUUUCAAGUGA